Molecule: messenger RNA, 4018 nt
Organism: Monomorium pharaonis (pharaoh ant)
Lineage: Eukaryota; Metazoa; Arthropoda; Insecta; Hymenoptera; Formicidae
Gene: wls
Product: protein wntless
Exons: 13
Coding region: 972-2600 (542 amino acids)
Biological process (GO): Wnt signaling pathway; Wnt protein secretion; intracellular protein transport
Cellular component (GO): endomembrane system; organelle membrane
Molecular function (GO): Wnt-protein binding
Source: RefSeq, a predicted model, not a curated record
CUGAAGAUGUGUCGAGACGUAUCUCCCCGCGUUUCCCCGUAUGAAAGCUUCUUACGAUUAUGAAUUAUGAAAUGCGAAUUCUGGGAUAAUACAUGACAAAUCCAAAUUGGCACACACAAGCAAGAUUGCGCCAUACUACUAUACACUAUACACAGAUUCCUGCCGUGAGUAACAUUCAGUUUUACAUGGUUUUACAUUCCUGGCUGCUGAAAACACUUGCGAAGAUUGUACUCGCAAUGAAAUAAAGUAUACAUGUAUAUCCGAUGUAAAACCAACGGUGAGGAGCAAAAUGCAUUCAACGGAGUACAUCCAUACAUAAUAUGCGACUCUAGCAUCCUUACCAUGUUUAACCUAAAAUUAAUCUAACAGGAAGAUUUAACGAAAAACCAGUCUGUAGUCAGCGUUCUUGCCAGUGUCAUUCAGAAAUGUCAUCAUAAUUGACACAAGAUCACACGUGAAUCCCACGAAUCAUCUGGUGUACGAGCAAACGCGAGAAGCGACUGUAUGUAAUAGUCUCUCUCUCCUUUUAUUAUUUUUUACAUCUCACGAAAAUCUCGUGACGAAACGCAAGAGACGAGAGACCGGGUGACCGGGAGAGAAAGAGAUAGAGAGAGAAAGAGGGACCAAAAGAGAGCGGGGCAUCUCGCGGCGGCGCCGAGGGAUCGAUACGCCGGCGACGUCGGAGCAGACGCGAGAGCUCGAUAUCGUCUCGAAAUUCGAAAUUUCACGAAUGCCGCGAGCUCCCCAUAGUUCCUCAUCGCUGGCUGGUUGUGGCUGGAGCGGCUUCCAUUUUGAGAGACCGAUCCCCCGGCUCGUAAACACGAGUGUGCUGCUGUGUCGCCCGCGUCUCGCUCGCGUCGUUUCGUUCGGCGUGUGUGCUCGGCGUCGUCGGUGAGUGACAGAGAUCCGUCAACGGAUCGUGGGAGUCGAAGGAGUCGCGAUAACGAAGAGACACACGAGAGACCGACAGGAUGCAGGGUACUAUAAUCGAAAACCUGAGCGGCAAGAAGCUCUCGGUGCUGGUGAUGCUCCUGAUAAUCGCGCAAAUAGUCUGCUUCCUGAUAGGUGGUUUAAUCGCACCUACACCUGCUAGCAGUCAGAACAUUCUUGGUACACCAUGCAAAGUUGUUAGCGUUAAUGAUUCUUAUGACGAAAAUAUGUGGUUUUAUUCAAGAGGAGAAGGUUCCUGUACUCAAGUCGACAUGCAUCAGUUUACUUUAGACACCCAUCAGCAAGCUUAUAAAGUUGUAUACACUUUUCAGAUGCCCGUACCUCGGAACAGUAUGCAGCUUGACUAUUCAAGAUGGCAACAAAAUUUGAUAGGUGUUUUACAAGUGGAUAUAUCUUAUACCAGCCAGAUUGAAAUCGCUCCUAGGACAAAAAUAACACUAGAUGCAAGGCUAGCAUAUCGAAACAAGGGAGAUCCGGACAAUGCAUGGAAACCAUAUGCUGCUUCUAUUGUGGAAAGAAUUUUGGACUGUAGCAUAGACAAGCCUUUGGAGCAGUACAAUUAUAAUUGUAGCGUUAUGCCAUUAUUUGAAUUAGGAUCUUUGUAUCAUGAUUAUUAUUUAUUGAAUAUUCGUCUUCCUUCUGAUCCUGAUAAGAAUCAAGGAUUGGGACACAUCGUUGAUUUAUGGCUUACAGCUAUUAAUCAAAAUGGUGGAUUUACGAAGGUGUGGGUGAGUCUGAAGACCAUUUAUUUCCCAGUAGUGCUAGGCGUUUUGGCUUGGUAUUGGAGAAGAGUAUACAUGCUCUCCAGAUCACCCGCUCUUUUGGAGUACAUGCUCUUAGCUUUGGGUUCCGCUUUAACAUUUUUAAAUUUGCCAUUGGAAUAUUUAACUCUUGCUUACGAUAUGCCAUUUAUGCUUUUAUUGGGUGAUAUUCGACAAGGAGUAUUUUAUGCAACAUUGUUAUCAUUUUGGCUUGUGUUUGCCGGUGAACACUUAAUGAUUCAGGAAGGUGAACAAACCAAUUCAUUAAAAUGUUACUGGCGGCAUCUCUCUGCAGUAGGUACCGGAUGUCUUUCACUAUUUGUAUUCGAUAUGUGUGAACGUGGUGUACAACUAAGAAAUCCAUUCUAUUCGAUUUGGGUUACUGAUCUUGGCACGAAAUUGGCAUUGUCUUUCAUCAUCUUGGCUGGCAUAUCAGCAGGAAUAUAUCUAUUAUUUUUGUCCUAUAUGAUCUGGAAAGUAUUUAUGAACAUUAGUGCGAAGAGAGCUGUUUUACCUAGCAUGAGCUCGGCGCGACGUCUACAUUAUGAGGGCGUUAUAUAUCGUUUCAAAUUUCUAAUGAUCGCUACAUUAUUAUGCGCAUCAUUAACUGUCAUUGGUUUUAUACUUGGACAGGUUGCAGAAGGUCAGUGGAAAUGGGAUGAAGAUUUGCAAUUGGAAAUGACUUCUGCCUUUUUCACCGGCGUAUAUGGAAUGUGGAAUAUUUACAUCAUUGCAUUAUUAUGUCUCUAUGCACCUUCCCAUAAGCAAUGGCCAAUCGAGCCAUCUGAAAACAGUAUUAGUGAAGAGAUCGAAUUUUCUCCCUUGCCAACUGAUCCUAACGAGAUGCUAUCUCUGACUGCAUUUGCACGAAAAACAGCAGUAGAGUAAAGUACAGGUUUUUACUUGUGUACAUUUUGUAAGAAAUUGGACGACACAUGGCGAACUUUACUUAAUACUUCAUGUACUUAAUUGUUAUAACUAGAAGUGUUAUAACUAGAACUUGUAAGUAGUACUGUACUUAGAUUUCCCACUAUUUAUUAGGAACACAAUGACUGAUAAUACUCCUAUGGUAACACAAUUUUAUAUACCAAAUUUGCUUAUUUAUUGCUUCUAACAUUUUUUAAUGUUCUUUUGUAUAUCUAUUUAUAAUAUUAUAUUAUCUGUAAUAAGAAAUAUAUAAGUCAUUUCAUCUCUAUAUUUGUUAGUAUUUGUCGAAAACAUAAAUUCUGGAAUGGAUAAUUAAUAAGAUCUGUUUUUUAAUACUAUUUAUAAAAAUUUAUAUAGCAUAAUAUAACACGAAUAUACGAGUGUAAAUUAAAACAUAAAGUGUAAUAUUUAAAAUCUACUAAAAAGUGUGACAUACAAAAAGAAAUACUAGAGUAAAAACAAUAGACGUAUUCAUGUUAUUUUAAUAUAGCAUCCACUUUGACAAAAAAAAUUAUAUUAAUAUUUUCAACUCACUUAACGUUACAUAAAGUACUCACUUAAUGUUACAUAAACGACAAUCAAAUGUUUCCAUCAAAUCAAAUGUUUUAUAUACGAAUGAGAUGAAAUGACUUCAUCUAGUAAACAGCAGCUAAUCUAUGAUCAAGUUAGGAUUUAUACAGUAUUAUAUGGAUGUAUUAUCGUGUAGAAUUCGUUUCUACAAAGUCUGUACUAAUGAGGCAUUUCAUCUACUAAUUGAUGAAAUUCUUAUGUUGAAAAGAGGGGUUAAUGAAUUUUUUUAAAUAUUUUUUUACAUAUAAAAGAUUUUUAGAAGAUUUUUCAGUAUUAUGUGCUUAUAGUAGUGAUAGUUUUCCUGCACUAAUCUAAUCAUUGUUUUAUAGUAAUAAAUAUAUGACACAUCUUAAGAGAUAAGAACUGUAACUUGCAUACUUAAACAAUUAAUUAUUCUUAGAUGGACAUAAAAAUUUGAAGAUAUUGUAGUAUUCCAUUCCAGUCUUACGAGACGUUAUAAGCGUUAGAUGUGUUAAUAUAAGUGAUUUGUUGCAAUCGAUCCAGCAACAAAUGAAUGGAUUUAGACGAUAAGUUUAAAUUAAGAAUUUGAAAGAACAUUUCUCUUAUUCACUUGUCAUAUAUUAAGUAUGAGAUAGCGUAAAGAGAAAAAUAUAGUUUUCACUUCCUUAUUCGAAUUAUAAAAAAGCCUCGUAUGGUAUCUUAUUAUAUUAUACAUAUCAUUAUUGGGCAUUCAUCUAUGAUUUGUAACACAAUGUAUCCCAAGUAAUACAGAUUCAAAAUAUGUUUAAUAAACAUUAAAAAUUAAUUUUAAAUGUUUAAACUGAAAAAAAUAAACGCUUAAAAUUUUA